GGACAGUAUCUGUGCUCUGUUCGCGCGCCUGCGCUUCGGCAAAAUGCUCGAGGAUAGCGGUGCUCUGCCUACGGCGACUCUAAUACUAUUCGUACUGAUACUGCUCUACUACUGGGGCACGAGAAAGCCGAAGGGAUAUCCUCCAGGCCCAAAAUGGUAUCCGGUGCUGGGCUCGGCUCUCGAGGUGGCGCGUCUGCGAAAGGAGACGGGCUACUUUUCGGAAGCGUGCAAUAUACUCAGUAAAAAGUACGGCUCGAUAAUCGGCCUCAAGAUCGGUAUCGACAGCAUCAUCAUACUCAACGACUACGAGAGUAUGAAGGCCAUGAUCAUGAACGAGAAUUGCGACGGACGGCCGAUCGGACCUGUUUAUGAUUCUCGCACUUUCGGCAAGAGACGAGGUCUCUUGGUGGUGGACGGUCAUCUGUGGGUGGAGCAGCGCCGUUUUAUCCUGCGACACCUGCGGGACUUCGGCUUCGGCCGCACGAACAUGGCCGUGCAGAUCGAAUUCGAGGCCACUCAGCUCGUCAACUACUACGAUCAGCUCAUCCGCGACAAGGCCAGCGAUGUCGCCUCCGACAAACCCUCCGUCAAUUCUAUUACAAACAAUAAUAAUUAUAACAACAACAAUAAUAUUGACACACACGUGACGAAGAGAAAGAACGGACAGAUAUAUCAGUUGGCGAACGAAGACGACGAUAUGGGCAAGAAAGAGCAGACGGUGCUCGAGGAGAGACCGGUGAAAAAGUCGCCGACAGCCGAGGAUUUUUACAUGAAGGUAGACGACGACCUGGAGAUCCGAGAAGCCGCGGCAAAGGUGCCAGGUGUAGUCGUAGAGAUGGAGGACUUCUUCGGGGUGCCGGUGCUCAAUACCCUCUGGUGCAUGAUGGCUGGCAAAAGAUAUAAUAUCGACGAUAAGGAGCUGAUUUACUUGCAAAAGAUCUUCACGACGCUGCUACGCGACGUUGACAUGGUCGGCUGUCUGUUCAAUCACUUUCCCUUUCUCAAGUACGUCGCGCCCGAGAUGUCCGGCUACAACAAAUUCAUGGAGACGCAUCAGCAGCUCUGGAAGUUUCUGAAGGACGAGUUGGAAAAUCACAAGAAGACUUUCGAUCCGGCCACUCCGCGAGACCUGAUGGACGUCUACCUACAAGCUUUGCAAUCGGAAAAUCACGAUGACACUUUUUCAGAGGCUCAGCUGCUCGCUAUCUGCGUGGACCUAUUCAUGGCCGGUUCGGAGACGUCGUCUAAAGCUCUAUGUUUUGGCUUUCUCUUUCUCGUGCUCAACCCGCAAGUGCAGAAGAAGGCCCAACAAGAGAUCGACUCGGUCAUAGGGCGCGAGAGGCUGCCGUCUUUGAACGACCGUCCGAGAUUGACGUACAUCAACGCGGUCGUUUUGGAGUCGCUGAGGAUGUUUAUGGGUCGGACAAUGAACAUACCGCAUCGCGCGCUCAAAGACACGUAUAUCAUGGGACACAAAAUACCUAAGGAUAGCAUGUUAGUGGUAAACUUUAACAGAAUUCUAAUGGGUGAAUUCUGGGUCGAUCCCGAGGAAUUCCGACCAGAGAGGUUCAUCGACGAGUCAGGAAAAUUAGUCAUGCCCGAUCAGUAUCUACCUUUCAGCUUCGGCAAGCAUCGUUGCAUGGGCGAGGUGCUGGCUAAGAGCAAUAUGUUCAUGAUAACGGCAGCGCUGCUGCAAAACUUCACGUUUUCACCAGUGCCAGGCGAAGAGCCACCGCGGAAUGAGUACACCGACGGUGUCACCGCCAGCCCCAAGCCCUUCCGCGUCCUUAUGACCAGGCGAACGUAGCGCCUUGAUUUUAAUUACUUGCUAGUGUUUUUAUUUUUGCUACCUUUUAUUCUCAUGUUAUAAAUGUACGUUAAACGUUGUCUGUUGUGUUUAUAUAAUACAUCAUAAACUUUAGCCAUUAGCUCUCUUGCUGUACUUUCUUAAUUUUCAUUUUGUAAUUUUUAGUUAAUGAUGAUAAAAACGUGGAUAUACAAUGUUUACGCGUAAUCAGUGUAUGUGUGUGAAAAUACAACGAAUUCGCUGCUGGGGUCUAGCAGAAAUUUUGGUUCAUCUAUAGAUGUGUUACAAUGCUUUGUAAAAGUGCACCCAGUUUUUAUUAUUACAAUAAAAACUUGCUAUUUUUGUACA
Nasonia vitripennis (jewel wasp) is the source of this 2155-nucleotide messenger RNA. RefSeq names its product cytochrome P450 303A1 (gene Cyp303a1). The record is from RefSeq and is marked provisional. Gene Ontology annotation, biological process: xenobiotic metabolic process. NCBI's taxonomy places the organism in Eukaryota, Metazoa, Arthropoda, Insecta, Hymenoptera, Pteromalidae. Gene Ontology annotation, molecular function: heme binding; iron ion binding; oxidoreductase activity, acting on paired donors, with incorporation or reduction of molecular oxygen, reduced flavin or flavoprotein as one donor, and incorporation of one atom of oxygen. The transcript is spliced from 10 exons. Bases 44 to 1807 code for a protein of 587 amino acids. Gene Ontology annotation, cellular component: intracellular membrane-bounded organelle; cytoplasm.